AUGAAAUAUUUUCAAAAUGGAAUUAACUAAAUUUGUGCAUAAAUCAUUCGGCCCCUCAGAGCUGAAUAUCAACAGUAUGAUUUAGGCCCUAUUUAAGAUUAAACAUACACCAGAAAUGAUUUCGAUUUAGUGAAUCAUUGUCAACAGAGGAUAAAAGUAUCACUAUUUUAAGGUAAUGUUUAAAGUGAUGUUUGCAUCAUUUAUUUACAUUCAGCCAAUGGAUGUAGAUUAGAAGCCUUAAGAUAUGUGAAUGAGAUCUUGAAUUAAAAUUACAUGUUUCUUACUUUUGAUUUUACUGGCAGUGGCAUAUCGGAUGGCAAUCAAGUUACCUAUGGUUAUAGAGAAAUCUAUGAUUUGCAGACUGUUAUCACACACAUAAGUCAAUAUGCUAAAUCUAUUGUUUUAUGGGGAAGAUCUAUGGGUUCUGUAGUUGCUUUGCUGUAUAUGCAGUAAUUCCAAAAUGUUUUUGUAAAAUGCAUGGUUCUUGAUAGUCCCUUUAUUUGUUUGUAAGAUAUUGUAGUGCAGAUGGCUUCAAAAAGAACCAAAAUUCCAAAUUUCAUUUUGAACUCUCUAUCCUCCUAUGUGUCUGAUGAAAUCAAAAAUCAAUGCGGUUUUACAAUGAAUGAGAUCAAUUGUUUAAAUAAUAUAAAGCUUAUAAAAAUACCUGCCUUUUUUAUCACUUCAAAGAUUGAUUCAAUAGUCUCGCAUGAAUAAACUGAAAAACUAUUUAAUCACUACUAAGGAAUCAAGACAAUCUAUUACACCAAUUAGGAUCACAAUGAAACAAGAGACUUUACUUUGGUUGAUAAAGUGAUGAGUUGGUUAAAUCAACAAUUAUUAAGUGUUGGUCAAAGAAUCAAACAAAAAAUAAUAUUUAAAGAUCAUCCAAUUCCAAUCAAAUUGAUUGAUCUCAACAGUUUCAAUAAUAAAGAGAGAUCCUCAACCUUUGAUGGUACUAAUAUUAUCAUUUUAGACAAUAGAAUAAUGUCCAUUUCCCCUAAACAAAAAAUAACCAAUAUUCAAUAGAGAUUCCAAUAGGUUCUAUAAACUUAGAGAUCAGCAUUCAUAGAAAGGUCUAUUUCUACUAAUAAGAUGAACAUAUCUGUGGAUGUUUAUGACACUAAUCAAGUUAAGUUAAUGAACCAAAAUAAACUCAAAUAAUAAAACUAUUUUAAUUAACAUACUAAACCCAUCGCAUUUACAAAAGUACCCAAUAAAACCAGAGAUUCCAGUCAUCAUAGAUAUUGA
This is a messenger RNA of Paramecium tetraurelia, 1248 nucleotides long. RefSeq lists its product as uncharacterized. The transcript has 4 exons. The record is from RefSeq and is a predicted model, not a curated record. NCBI's taxonomy places the organism in Eukaryota, Ciliophora, Oligohymenophorea, Peniculida, Parameciidae.